Messenger RNA from Pocillopora damicornis (cauliflower coral), 3253 nucleotides. RefSeq names its product P protein. Gene Ontology annotation, biological process: transmembrane transport. The record is from RefSeq and is a predicted model, not a curated record. Gene Ontology annotation, cellular component: membrane. Lineage: Eukaryota; Metazoa; Cnidaria; Anthozoa; Scleractinia; Pocilloporidae.
AGAAAACGUUGUUUUAAUGAGUGAUUUUUCCAGGUUUCUUGAUUAUUCCAAGAAAGACGAAUUGUUACACUUAAGUGAAGCUAAGUGCUUUUAAGUAUAGAAGACCAGCAUUGAACUUACCCAAAACCUGUCUUGCCUGUCAAAAUAUGCUUUGUUUGCAUCACGCAAUCAACUGUUAUUUGAGCCCGAGACAUGACGGCGGUCACACUCUAAAAACGUCCGAAGAAGUACAAAAAAUUUAACUACUGUUUCACCUGCUACGUUGAAGCAGUAAGUUGGCCGUGAAAUUUUUCACGUUUUUGUCUUGCAAAGACUUGCUCGCCUUUGUUGACCUUGCAUUUCAAAAGAGACCUUAACUGUGCAAAAUAAUGGCCUCGCGAGGCUACACUGUUUCAGGAUCACCCUCGAGAGCGUCUUCGUCGAUCGCUAGCAGCCCUUACCAAUCGUAUAGGUCGCUGAGUGAAACGGACAGUCCUAUUUUUCGUUCUCCAAGAUCAAGUCCAGACGCUGAAUUAAUGAAUAAUUAUGGUACGUUUACCUCUGAGAUCGAAGAGAAGCAAUUGUUAAUACGAGAAAAUCACUUUGCCAGAGCUGAUAGUACAAACAGUCAGGGUUCUAUUUCUAUGGAGCUUCCGGCAGCAAAGUCGCGGAGUUCGUCGCACUCUGUAUCAUUAUGGGAACAUCUGAGAUCUAGUAGCAGGAAAGCCAAACCCUGGGUUUUGUUUUCCAUGGCUGUUGCUUUUGCAGUGAUGCUCUCCAUUAAAAAUGUGGAGCCUGAGGAAAGAAUGCUUCUGUGUGUUUCAUAUGACAAUCCACAAUAUAUUGCACUGAACAGCUCAGAAACUUCUUCUGUUACUGUUGAAGUUUGGGGACCUUUUGCACCUGAAGAUGAAGAGAACCAUGUGCAGUCAACACAAAAUCUCACCAUUGGUUUGGUCAGCACACCUACCAACACAUCAACAAUUUUUGAUGAGAAAAACAUUGGAAUUAUCUGCAGUUCUACUUUGGAUGAGAAACAUAGGCCUGUUGUCUUAAGAACAAUGACACUUCAGUUUAAUGAAUCUGUCAACAUAACACAUGUGGCUGUGACUGCAAUCAUUCCAUACCCAAUUGCCAUUUCAGUGAUGGUUUUUCAAGAAACUGAUCUUGAGAAGACAAAUGGGGUUGUUAUUGCAUCUGUCAUUUUAGUUGGAGUCUAUAUACUUAUCAUAUUUGAGUUUGUUCACCGAGCUAUAGCAGCAAUGUUAGGUGCGUUGGCAAGCUUAGCUUGCUUGUCAAUCAGGAAUAAGAGACCUUCGUUUGAAACCAUCAUCAGCUGGGUGGAGUGGGAGACACUUUCUCUUCUGUUUGGAAUGAUGAUUUUGGUUGCCAUUUUUGCUAAGUCCGGAUUCUUUGACUAUGUGGCAUUGAAGGCUUACAAACUCUCUAGAGGUCAUGUGUGGGGCCUAAUUACUCUUUUAUGUGGCUGUACGGCAUUGAUCUCUGCUGUUCUGGAUAAUGUUACGGUCAUAAUGCUUUUGACGCCAGUCACUGUGACGUUGAGUCAAGUCCUCAAUCUUAAUCCUACAUAUAUCUUGAUAGCUGAAGUAAUAUUCUCCAACAUUGGGGGAACGGCAACAGCAAUCGGUGACCCACCAAAUGUAAUUUUAGCUACCAACCCGGACCUUUGUAAACAUAUUAAGUUUCCAGAUUUCACAAAGCAUCUCGCUGGGGGUAUUGUGGUCUGCGUAUUAGUGGCAUAUCUAGUUUUAAGGCUCCUUUAUCGAAACGUGAAAAUUGUCAAUGACGAUCCGCCAAUCAUUGAAGAGCUUAAACGAGAAGCUGAGAUCUGGAAAAGAACUGCCGAGCGCUUGCCAAGUGUUCCAGCCGAGGAGAAAACUGUCAAAUUAUUACUACUGCAGAGGGUUAUGUUGCUAGAAAAUAAUGUCAGGAACAUGAAACGAAAUUCGUCCAGGAAAGGAGCUUUUCUACGAAAUCUACCAGCACUUGAAGAAAAGUAUGUCAUCAGAGAUAAAGCACUGUUAUUUAAGAGUCUACUCGUUAUCCUUCUGGUUGUUGUCGCCUUUUUCGUGGAACCGUUUGAGGAGCACAAAUUUAAUCUUAGUGUAGGAUGGAUUGCUGUCCUCGGAGCCAUACUUCUUAUCUUGCUGGCCGACGUGGCGCACUUUGAAGAAUUGAUGGAGAAAGUUGAAUGGGCAACUCUGGUAUUCUUCAGCGGACUUUUCAUCCUAAUGAAGUCUUUGAAUGAACUAGGACUCAUGGACUUUCUUGGUGAAAAUACGUUCAAUUUAAUAGAGGUAGGUUCUUCUGAAGAUCUACAACUCGGUAUUGCGAUUAUUAUCAUUUUGUGGGUCUCCGCGUUGGUUUCCUCCUUUAUAGACAACAUUCCUUUCGCAACGGCUAUGAUUCCAGUUGUUUUGAAACUCAGCGCGCAUGGGAUAGACCUUAAACCCCUUGUUUGGGCACUAGCUAUGGGUUCCUGCUUAGGAGGGAAUGGCACGCUUAUUGGUGCGUCGGCUAACGUUGUCUGUGCUGGGCUUUCAGAGCAGUAUGGCUACCCUAUUAGUUUCAACACAUUUUUCAAAAUUGGAUUUCUCAUUAUGCUUGCAACCACAACAACAGCCAUGCUUUAUCUGUUGAUCAUAGAAGUUCUCGUGUAGAGAGAAUAAUGCCUUCACACGCUUUUAUUCAAUCUUCAGAUUCAUCAAUAUUACAUUGGCUGACCCGCAAAUUGCAAUAACUAGUCUAGGGUGGAUCAAUAACAAAUUAAGAUUUAGAGAACUAACUAAGCUAUUAAGCUAACUGCCUAAACUGCAUUGGAUUCAGAGUUUGGAAAAGCUUACAACUAAACACUGGAAUUUUAGUGGAAAGAAAAGGUAAAAUAAGAAAUUAUUAAGUAAAACUCGGAUGUUACAUCAUUAUUUACAAUACUGUACUUUUGUCAUAAUUGUUUCAGUAUUCAAGUAAUUAUCUUCGUUUGCGUGGAUGCCAAACAAAAUAUCAUGGUGUUUUGCUGGCAAAGAUGUUUUGGUACUGGUCUCUUCAGCAAAUUGUUCAGAAUUGUGUAAUUGUUAAGAUAAUUCUGCAUUAUUUAAAAUGACAAAAAUCAAAUGUUAAAGAAAAUUGAAAAUUGUCAUUCAACGAUUUUAUCAGCUAUGCCACGAAGGCAACGUAUUUAACAAUGAUUUAGCCUUUCGUUGCAGUUUAUUCUUAGUUAAAAAGGAAUUAAAAGGCAAACAAACGCGCUUUAUGA